AUGGUUCUUUCUGAUUUACUAUUAACAUUUCUCAGUUUUUGGGCUCUUAUACACGUUGUAUAUCGUAUAUUUCAAUCAAGGUUUCAGGUUCAAUCAUCGCAUAGAAUACAUCAUAAUAUAUCUCGAACACCAAAUAACACUAAUCAUCUACCAAUUGUAAAUAUUAGUCCAGCAUAUCAUGUAUCACAACCAACCGAGAUAACACUUAGCUAUUUUUAUCUCUGUUAUAAAACAAGUAAAUUUAAUUCAUUUUUUGAAACUCUCUCAAAACGUACGCCCAAAUUCUGGAGAAUAUGGUUUAAUUUGGGAAUUAUAGUUGGAAUAUUAGCAAUGAUUUUAGGAGUUGGUGUUAUGAUCGUGGCAGGAUGGAAAUUGUUAAUAGGGAUCUUUAGAAUUGGUACCUGGGAUAAUGAGAAUCAUGAACAAACGAGAUUUGUGAAAAGAAACUUUGAAGAAGCUCAUCAAGUUGAAAGCAAUGAGGAUCAUCAAAUUUUUGUACCAGUUAUUCCCGGAGUGACUUUACCAAUUUCACAUCUUAUAUAUUAUCUUAUUGCACUUUUGGUUUGUGGAAUCUUACAUGAGGCUGGUCAUGCAGUUGCAGCUUACUGUGAACUUGUGCCAAUAAUUGAUGCUGGAAUAUUUUUAUAUUUCUUUUAUCCGGGAGCAUUUGUUAGUCUUUCUAGUCAAUUUUUGGAUAAUUGUUCAUCGGUAAAAAAGCUUCGCAUCUUUUGUGCAGGAGUUUGGCAUAACGCGGUGAUAUUUUUAUUGGGUACUCUCAUCUUAAAUUCUGGAUUAAUUAAAUUAUCCAUGAGUCUCACCGGAUACAGAUCUAUGGAAGGAACUGGAGUUAGCAUUAUUAGUAUUGAAGAGAAUACAGAUUUUGUUGGAAUAUUAUACCCUUCAGCGAUAAUAACCAAAAUAGAUGAUUAUGAAUUGAAUGAUGCUUCAUUAGAACGAUGGAAUACUUAUUUAUUGCAAAACGAUAAGAUAAUAAAUAAUACUCGUGGGUUUUGUUCAUCUGAAAAGGACAUUAUACCAUCUUUAGAUUGCUGUAAUAUUAAUGCAGCUCAUCCUUAUGGAAAUUCAGAAAACAGAGAAGUUUUGUGUUUUCGGCGAUCUGAUCAAAAUAAUUCACAUUAUCAGAAUGAAUUGAGUUGUCGUCACGUAAAUCCAAUAUUAGCCAAUAUGAAUGAACAAAGGUGUGAAAAAGAUUCUGAUUGUGACGAAUCAUUACCUACGUGUGUAUUACCAUAUACACUUCUUGGAUUCCCUAGGCCUGUAAGGAUUUAUUUUAAACAUUCUCCAUGGAAUGGAAAUCAAGAUGAGAACACACAAAAUGUUUUGUUAUGGCUUGGAAAUUUAAAAGAUUUGUGGGAAAUAAUACAAGUUAGCAUUCUUCAACCAAGAUGGUCAUGGGUUCCUCUUUGGAUACCACUUGUUUCGGAAUUAAUUUUAAGGUAUACGGCAUCAUUUUCACUGGCAUUAUGUAUAUUAAAUAUCUUACCUGCGUUUCAAUUGGAUGGACAUCAUGCAUUAAUAGCAAUACUGACUGUGGUAUAUGAUGAUAAAGAAGUAACGAGCACUUCAAAAAGCAGUAGAGAAAGAAAGAAAAAAAUUGAAAAUGGGAUUGUAUAUAGUGUAACUGGGUUGGUUGGUUGGGUUGUAUUAGGAACUUUAAUUUCUGGUGUAUUUUUUGAAGGGCAUUGA
Messenger RNA from Funneliformis mosseae, 1707 nucleotides. NCBI's taxonomy places the organism in Eukaryota, Fungi, Glomeromycota, Glomeromycetes, Glomerales, Glomeraceae. The record is from the annotation of a GenBank genome assembly.